Messenger RNA from Bacidia gigantensis, 600 nucleotides. RefSeq lists its product as uncharacterized. Lineage: Eukaryota; Fungi; Ascomycota; Lecanoromycetes; Lecanorales; Ramalinaceae. Gene Ontology annotation, cellular component: mitochondrion. Gene Ontology annotation, molecular function: phosphatidylglycerophosphatase activity. The transcript is spliced from 3 exons. The coding region runs from base 1 to 600 and encodes 199 amino acids. The record is from RefSeq and is a predicted model, not a curated record. Gene Ontology annotation, biological process: cardiolipin biosynthetic process.
AUGAAUCUUUCAGGGACUCGGAAUGCCUUCAGACUAUUCACUAGACCGUCAUUGGCCAUACCACACAUCACAGUUCCCACGUUUGAUAAAAUUCAAGUCCCUAUCGCAUACCAGGAUUGGCCUGAGAUCAAAGCGGUGGUACUCGACAGAGACAACACCUUCGCCGUGAAGGGAAGUAUCUAUGUACACAAGCAAUACAAAGAGACAUUUGAAAGUUUAAGAAGAGCGUAUCCAGGACCUCGACUCUUAAUUGUGAGCAACUCCGUCGGUACGGACAAAUACCCGAUUAGCGAGGUUGAAUUUUUAGAGGAAGGUACGGGUGUGAAGGUUUUUCGACAUUCAAUCAAGAAGCCCGGCUGUGGCAAAGAUGUCUUUGACUACUUCAGGAGUAAUCCUGAUGUUAAUGUGACAAAGCCUAGCGAAAUUGCGGUUAUCGGCGACCGACUCUUGACUGAUGUCAUGAUGGGCAACGUCAUGGGUAUGUUGAGCAUAUGGGUCAGAGACGGUAUCAUUGUCAAAGAUGGCACGUUCAUGCGAUUGGAGAAAGGCCUACCGGCGUUCUUGGGGACAGCUGGAUUCAAAUCACCGGCGCCGUCGUAG